Messenger RNA from Ilex paraguariensis (yerba mate), 2107 nucleotides. NCBI's taxonomy places the organism in Eukaryota, Viridiplantae, Streptophyta, Magnoliopsida, Aquifoliales, Aquifoliaceae. The record is from the annotation of a GenBank genome assembly.
UAGACAUCGACCAUGCCAGUACACACACGGAACUAAUUGUGUUUUUCUCGUAACCCCCCCCCAAACAAAGACAUCAAACCACGUCGCCGCCGGCGACCACCAGUCCACCAUCACCACCACGGCUAUCACCAUACUGAAUCACAACCUCUUUUGUUAGUUCAGUUUCUUGGGAAAAUGAAGGAAGUGAAGGACCCUGAGAUAAAGUUGUUUGGGAAGAAGAUUGCUUUGCCUGAUAACGGCAAGGUUCUGGUGAUCUCCGGCAAUGAUCCCGGCGGAGAAUUCAUUGACACUAGUUCUGAUGAUUCUGAUCGUAGUUUAAUGAUCAAAGCGAACACUUGUUUGGAACACAAGAAAGUGAGCAGAGUAGGAGGACAAGGAAAACUAGAACAAGUGACUGAGAAGGAUCAUCUAGCUGAUGGAUCCAAUGAGCCCAAACCACAAGACAAGGCGCUCUCUCCAAUUACCGAUGAGUCAACAGAUCCACAAAUGCUGUCUGAGUCGGACAAGAACCCUAAGACUCCUUCUAUUGAUGAAGAAACUGCACCAUUACAAUCUCCAAAGACAGAAAAUGACCAGAGUGAUGCAUCUAACUCCCAACAAAAAACCCUGAAGAAGCCAGACAAAAUUCUUCCUUGCCCCCGUUGUAAUAGCAUGGAUACAAAGUUUUGUUACUACAACAACUACAACAUCAAUCAACCCCGUCAUUUCUGCAAGAGCUGCCAGAGAUACUGGACUGCUGGUGGUACCAUGAGGAACGUGCCUGUGGGAGCUGGUCGUCGCAAAAACAAGAACCCCACCUCUCAUUGUCGUCACAUUACCAUAUCUGAAGCGCUUCAUGGUGCUCGGAUUGAUGCUCCAAAUGGAAUUCAUCAUCCCGCAUUCAAAACCAAUGGCACAGUCCUCUCUUUUGGCUCAGACUCGCCGCUUUGUGAAUCAAUGACCUCUGUUUUGAAUAUUGCAGAGAAAAAGAUCCCAAAUGGUACCCGAAAUGGGCUUUACAUCCUUGAACCAGGAAUCACAGUUCCUUGCAAAGGUGGAGAAAAUGGCGACGAUUGCUCUAGUAAGUCGUCUGUCAUGACUUCAAAUUCAAUGGCCGAGGAAGGGACAAACAGGCUUCAAGAGCCAAAGAUGCAGACCAUAAAUGGCUUCCCUCCUCAAAUUCCAUGCCUUGCUGGAGUUCCUUGGCCUUAUCCUUGGAGUUCUGGCGUUCCUGUGCCAGCCAUUUGUCCUUCAGGGUUUCCCAUGCCAUUCAUCCCUGCACCUUACUGGAAUUGUGGUGUGCCCGGUGCUUGGAGUAUUCCUUGGUUGUCUCCAACGGCUCCUGCAACAAAUCAAAAGGCAUCAAGCUUGGGUCCAAAUUCAGUAACCUUAGGGAAGCAUUCAAGGGAUGGGGACUUGCUAAAGGCGAGCAAUCCAGAUGUUAAAGAGUCAGUAGAACAGAAGAAAUCAGAGGGAUCUAUUUUAAUUCCAAAAACAUUGAGGAUCGAUCACCCUGAUGAAGCUGCAAAAAGUUCUAUAUGGGCAACGCUUGGGAUUAAGCACGACUCUGCCAGCAGGGGAGGGUUUUUCAAGUCCUUCCAGCAAAAGGCUGAUGAAAAGAAUCACUUGGGCACAAAUUCUUUGUUGUUGCAUGCUAACCCUGCAGCCUCAUCUAGGUCCCUUAGCUUCCAAGAGGCUGCCUAGAGUACAUUUUCAUCAUUCUGAAAGGGAAAAGUAACAUUGGAUUCUGCUCACUGGUUUAUCUCUGGUGCACUUACCUUCAGCCUUGGUGGCUCGUCUUUAGAUACCUGCCUCAAUUGAACAUAAAGAGGCAGUUAAUCGAUAGAGAUGGAAUGGAGGUUAUUUCUCUGGGGUUCCCUAAGUGGAACUGGAUGAUUAUCUAGAGAAGUUCAAAUAACAGCCGAAUUUCUCUUUCUUGUAACAUUAAAAACAUGUCCGUUUUGUUCGGAAUGUUGAGUGUGUUUUGAUGUAAAUUUCUGUAUGAGAAAUACUGACUGUGAAAGGAGAGAGUGAAAGAUAUAUCGAUGGACGAAAAUUGUAGAUGUUGUAUGAUAUAAUGGUAAACUAGUUUGGAAAGUGGUCUUGGUGGUUUGGAUAAUAACAAUUU